Messenger RNA from Pezoporus flaviventris, 3582 nucleotides. It is a transcript of the gene SSH1, whose product is annotated as slingshot protein phosphatase 1. Gene Ontology annotation, molecular function: protein tyrosine/serine/threonine phosphatase activity; actin binding. Lineage: Eukaryota; Metazoa; Chordata; Aves; Psittaciformes; Psittacidae. Gene Ontology annotation, biological process: negative regulation of actin filament polymerization; actin cytoskeleton organization; protein dephosphorylation. Bases 240 to 3473 code for a protein of 1077 amino acids. Gene Ontology annotation, cellular component: cytoplasm. The transcript is spliced from 14 exons. The record is from RefSeq and is a predicted model, not a curated record.
CUGGUUUCCCCCCCUCCUGAAUGGCCCUCUUUCAUCAGGAGAUGUUAGGACAAGUGCUUUUUCAAGCCAGGAUAUCAGUGGAAGACACAGUGUUCUGUAAAAGUCAUCCAGUUCCUGGGUAGCAUCAACAGACGCGAUUGCUCUGCUCCGCACUGAAUAUACGGCCGACCUUUUCUUUCCCUUCUUUUCUUUGCUUUUUGGGCUUUAGAAGCAAAAGGAUGUGAGUUUUACAGCGAGUUAUGAAUCUUCUCAACUUUACUGACUUCUGUCUGACUCUUGGGCCAGCACAAUGCUUCUGCUGUUCAAAGAGAACCAGUCCGAAUUACCUGAGCGAGAGCUUUUUCAUGGUGAAAGGUGCAGCCCUCUUCUUGCAACAAGGAAACAGCUCCCAGGGCCAGCGAAGCCUCCAGCAUCCUCACAAACAUGCAGGUGAUUUGCCCCAGCACCUCCAGGUGAUGAUCAACCUCCUCCGCUGUGAGGACAGGAUCAAACUGGCUGUCCGGUUGGAGAGCGUGUGGACAGACCGCGUGCGGUACAUGGUGGUCGUGUACAGCAGCGGGCGGCAGGACACGGAAGAGAACAUCCUGCUGGGUGUGGAUUUCUCCAGCAAGGAGAGUAAGAGCUGCACCAUAGGAAUGGUUCUUCGGCUGUGGAGCGACACUAAAAUCCAUCUUGAUGGUGAUGGUGGCUUCAGCGUGAGCACUGCAGGGAGGAUGCACAUCUUCAAGCCUGUGUCGGUGCAAGCCAUGUGGUCCGCUCUACAGAUCCUCCACAAAGCCUGUGAGGUGGCAAGGAGAUACAACUACUUCCCAGGCGGGGUGGCCUUGGUGUGGGCCACCUACUACGAAAGCUGCAUCAGCUCGGACCAGAGCUGCAUCAACGAGUGGAAUGCGAUGCAGGACCUGGAAUCCACCCGCCCUGACUCACCAGCACUGUUUGUUGACAAGCCAACUGAAAGGGAACGAACAGAACGGCUCAUUAAAGCCAAACUCCGGAGCAUCAUGAUGAGCAAAGACCUGGAAAAUGUCACUUCCAAGGAGAUCCGAAAUGAGCUGGAGAAACACAUGAACUGCAACUUGAAGGAAUUCAAGGAAUUCAUAGACAAUGAAAUGCUGCUUAUCCUGGGUCAGAUGGACAAACCAUCUCUCAUUUUUGAUCAUUUAUACCUGGGCUCCGAGUGGAAUGCCUCCAACCUCGAGGAGCUGCAGGGCUCAGGCAUUGACUACAUCUUGAAUGUGACCAGGGAAAUUGAUAACUUCUUCCCUGGUUUGUUCGCCUAUCACAACAUCCGCGUGUACGACGAGGAGACCACCGACCUCCUGGCUCACUGGAACGAGGCCUACCACUUCAUAAACAAGGCCAAGAAGAACCAUUCCAAGUGCCUGGUGCACUGCAAGAUGGGUGUGAGCCGCUCGGCAUCCACCGUCAUCGCCUACGCGAUGAAGGAGUUUGGCUGGUCCCUGGAAAAGGCCUACAACUACGUGAAGCAGAAACGCAGCAUUGCGAGGCCGAACGCAGGCUUCAUGAGGCAGCUGCUGGAGUACGAAGGCAUUUUAGAUGCGAGCAAGCAGCGCCACAACAAGCUGUGGAAGCAGCAGGCAGAGAGCAACCUGCCCCCCAACACAGACGGCACCACGGGGUCGAGCGACUUCCUCCUCGAGAGCUUGGACAUCGACCUGGAGAACCGCCUGGCUGACCUGGACAUGCCUUCGCAGUCGGCGUACCUGGACAACCGCGCCGGCACCGACGUGCCCGUGGGCUUCAACUACUGCUUCCGCCGCCUCUCGGACACGCUGCUGGAGAACAAGAUUCCCGGUGACAGAGAGGGCUUUUUCCCCGUGGAGGAGCUGGAGCGGGAUGUGCUUGCGGAGCGCGCUGCCUCGCUGCUGUCCCAGCAGCCAUCUGCACCGUCAGAGGGGAGGAUGCUAGAGACAGCAAGAGCCCUGGAGACCGCGGAGCCGCUGGCAGAGAUGAGCAGCUUCUGUGAGAAGGAGGUGAAGAAGAAGCUGGAUUUCAGCCCCCGGAAGGCAAGGAUGGUGCUGGGCCCUGGGGACCACAGGGAGGACGUUGUCAGGGAGGAAAACCCAAUGGAGAAGUGGAAGCGGCGCUUGUCCAUGCACAAGGAGGAGAGCAGGCUUAACAGAGAGAACUUGAACAACAACAACAGCAAAAGGAGCUGCCCAGAGGAUUUUGAGCACGAUGCCGUGUUUGGGAUCCUCAGUAAGGUGAAGCCUUCCUACCAGUCCUGCACUGACUGCAUGUAUUCCUCAGCUGGGUUGUCUCCAGAUUCCUUUGGGGAGCAGUGUGAGAGGCUGAACUCCAGCACCAUGCGUCGCAGCACUGCCACCAUCUGCACGCAGCCAGCCUUCCUCUCCCACAUCAACUCCAACUUGGCAGAGCACCUGCCCAGCAAGGCACGCUUGGAGGAGGCAAUCAGAACUAGAACCAACGAGGCUCCGCUUCCUCUGUCGGCAGGAACUGGUGCUCUGGAGGCUGGGGCUGGCAAAUCACUUGAUCAGCACUGCAGUGUUUUGGAGAAGGGAAAGGAUGCACCAAAAACUCCGGUCAAAACUCUUCUGCCCAGGAGAAACUCACACUGUGACAAGAGCCUCCUUAACGUGGAAGUGGUAAAAGAGGAGUCUCUAGCCAGAAAAGACAGCAAACCUACCAAGGAUCUGAAGUACUUGUUCAGUAAAGACUUGGAAAAGCCAAGUGCAAACAGUUACUUGAUGCAGCAUCAGGAGUCUCUUAUCCAGCUGCAGAAGGCAGGUCUGGUUAGGAAGCACACCAAAGAGCUGGAGCGGCUGAAGAGCCUGCCCUCGGACGCCUCAUCCCUGCUCAGAGAGAGCCCCUUGAGCAGGGUGGACUCCGGCAUCAUGGAGGAGAGCGAGGAUCUGAUUUCACAUCCCACCCUCGUGCCUCUGCUGGGACCAGCGCCGCUGAUGCCCGAGGAUGCGGAGCACAACGCGGCGAAGGCGGAGGUGAAGCGCGGCUCGGAGGGCAUCUCCCAGAAGACCUCCACGCCUGUGGCCUGCCGCCUGGAGCACACGAGCAGCUUCACCAAGGACUUCCUCAAGACCAUCUGCUACACCCCGUCCUCCUCCCGCAGCUCCAACCUGACGCGCAGCUCCAGCAGCGACAGCAUCCACAGCGUGCGGGGCAAGCCCGGCCUCGUGAAGCAGCGGACUCAGGAGAUCGAGACCAGGCUGCGGCUGGCGGGCUUGACUGUGUCCUCCCCUCUGAAAAGGUCCAACUCCCUCGCCAAGCUGGGGUGUCUGAACUUGUCCUCUGAGGACUUAGCCAGUGACAUGGAGGUGUCCACCGUAACGGACUCCAAGGAGGCCGUUUCCAGCGAGUCUUCCGUGCUCUGUGAGCCACAAUCCACGCUCAGGGGUGCAGACGUCACCUCCAAGCUGGCAGCGAAGCCAGCGGUUGGGAACUUGAAGAACACGCUCUGGAUGGGCAAAAGUUGAUGCCUUCCGUGGGGGGCGCAGGGGGUUUUGAGGGCUUCAUGGCGUUUAUUCAUUGCACAGAUGCAGUUUGACAUCUGAGCUGCAGUGCUUCGUCUGAUGCCACGUCUUC